AUGAUACGCCCGGCUAACUCCUCUACCAGGAAGAAGGUAGCCAUUGUUGGUAGUGGGUGUACGGGCAUUGCAGCAUUAUGGGCGCUUAAUAGAACAUAUCAUGACGUCUAUCUUUACGAAGCCGCCGACCGACUAGGCGGGCAUACCAACACAGUCCAAUGGAAAGUCGGAAAAUACUCUACAGCAGUCGACACUGGAUUUAUUGUCUUGAAUAGUGCAACUUAUCCGAAUUUCAUCAAUUUCCUAAACAAGUUAAAUGUUCCUGUGGACAAGACAGAAAUGACAUUUGGUGUCUCUCGAGACCAGGGACUAUUCGAGUGGGCCGGUACGAAUCUCGCCGCAGUAUUUUGCCAGAAGAGAAACAUCUUUUCAUUGCGCAUGUGGCGCAUGCUAUUCGAUAUAAUACGAUUCAACCAGUUCGCGCUUGAUGUCAUCAUUAAUGCGGAAGAUGAGCAGCCGGUAAAGGAAGCAGACAGUAUCCUGCAUUCCGCGAGCAGGGCCGAAACCAUUGGCCAGUACCUGGAGCGAGAGGGCUACUCAGACGCCUUCCGGGACGACUACUUGAUCCCAAUGACGGCUGCUGUCUGGAGUACCAGUCCUGACAAGUGCAGUCUUGAGUUUCCAGUUUUGACACUGGUGCGAUUCUUGUGGAACCAUCAUCUCCUUUCCACCGUUGCCGCUCGGCCAGAUUGGCUGACCCUGCGCGAAGGAUCGCAAUCAUACAUUGACGCAGUAAUGAAAGGCUUUCCCCCUAAUCACCUCUUCCUCAAUACACCUGUCAGACGACUCUCGAACGACGAGAACGGGCGGGUUGUGCUGCACUUUGAAAACGGCCAAUCCGACACUUUUGACCAUGUAAUUUUGGCAACCCACGGCGACCAAGCGCUGUCCAUUUUGGGAUCAUCUGCCACCGACCAGGAGCGCGCAAUUCUAUCCUGCUUCCAAACAUCCGAAAACGAGGCGGUUUUGCAUUCGGAUCUGACACUCAUGCCUCAGAAGCGUAAGGCUUGGUCAAGCUGGAAUUAUCUCACCUUGUCAUCCCCGUCCAAGGCCAACAUCGACCAAGUAUCCCUGACCUACAACAUGAAUAUUCUUCAGCAUAUUCCACGAGAGCCAUUCGGUGAUGUCCUCGUCACACUAAACCCUCUGCAUCGACCACGCGCUGCCUUGACAAAAGGAAGAUUCUUCUACUCACAUCCAUUAUACACUCCGUCCGCUGUUCGCGCCCAAAAGUUUUUGCGACAUAUCCAGAAUAAACGAGGAAUCAGCUACGCCGGAGCCUGGACCAAGUAUGGUUUCCACGAAGACGGAUUCAGUAGUGGUUUACACGUGGCGCAAGAACACCUUGGUGCGAAACUACCAUUCGACUUUGUAGAUUCAACAUAUAGCCGCGGCAAGAAACCGAAACUAGGUCUCGCAGACCACUUUGUACGCUUGAUUAUUCUGCUCAUCCAGGUAUUUGUGGUUCAAAUCCUGGAGCGUUUGGCAGGCACUGGCAGACGAUCGGUAAAGCCAGCACUGAACGGAGUCAAACCGAGGCGGGUUCUGGAGAAGCAGGCAUGA
Messenger RNA from Pochonia chlamydosporia 170, 1563 nucleotides. Its product is annotated as amine oxidase. The transcript has 3 exons. The record is from RefSeq and is a predicted model, not a curated record. Bases 1 to 1563 code for a protein of 520 amino acids. Lineage: Eukaryota; Fungi; Ascomycota; Sordariomycetes; Hypocreales; Clavicipitaceae. Gene Ontology annotation, molecular function: oxidoreductase activity.